CCCACGUGAGAUUUAAUGGAGAAUAAUUCUUUCAUUUUUAACUGGACGGUAAAAACCUGUAAAUUCAACGACUAUAUAAGGGACCCCGUCACUCCCUCUCAGCCUGCAUCUCCAUUUUUUCUCCCUUCGAUGAGUUUAGCAAUGGCAAUUCUCAAACGAAACCCUAAUUUUGUCUCUCUAAUCCUAAUCUCUCUCGUCGCCAUUGCCUACGGUGAAGUUUUCUUUGAAGAACGCUUCGAAGAUGGAUGGGAAAGUCGGUGGGUAAAAUCUGACUGGAAGAAAGAUGAGAACAUGGCUGGGGAAUGGAAUUACACUUCUGGAAAAUGGAAUGGAGAUCCUAAUGACAAAGGUAUUCAAACUAGUGAAGACUACAGGUUCUAUGCUAUUUCAGCUGAGUUCCCAGAAGUUAACAACAAGGACAAGAUUCUAGUCUUCCAAUUUUCUGUCAAGCAUGAGCAGAAGCUUGACUGUGGUGGUGGCUACAUGAAGUUGCUCAGUGGUGACAUUGACCAGAAGAAAUUUGGUGGUGAAACCCUAUACAGCAUCAUGUUUGGGCCUGAUAUCUGUGGCUACAGUACCAAGAAGGUACAUGCUAUUCUUACCUACAAUGGGACAAACCACUUGAUCAAACAGGAAGUUCCUUGUGAGACUGACCAACUCACUCAUGUUUAUACAUUCAUUCUCCGUCCUGAUGCUACCUACAGCAUUCUUGUUGAUAAUGUUGAGAAACAAACUGGUAGCUUGUACACUGAUUGGGAUCUUCUCCCACCGAAGAAGAUUAAGGAUCCUGAAGCCAAAAAGCCUGAAGAUUGGGAUGAGAAGGAGUACAUCCCUGAUCCUGAAGACAAGAAGCCAGAGGGUUAUGAUGACAUUCCCAAAGAGAUUCCUGAUCCUGAUGCUAAGAAGCCUGAAGAUUGGGAUGAUGAAGAAGAUGGUGAAUGGACACCCUCAACAAUUCCCAACCCUGAGUACAAGGGUCCCUGGAAGCCAAAGAAAAUCAAGAACCCCAAUUACAAGGGCAAGUGGAAGGCACCAAUGAUUGACAACCCAGAUUUCAAGGAUGAUCCUGAUCUCUAUGUUUUCCCCAACUUGAAGUAUGUUGGUAUUGAAUUGUGGCAGGUGAAAUCUGGAACAAUGUUUGAUAACAUCUUAGUUGCUGAUGAUAUAGAGUAUGCCAAGAAACUAGCUGAAGAAACAUGGGGCAAGCAGAAGGAUGCUGAGAAGGAAGCAUUUGAGGAGGCAGAGAAAAAGAAAGAGGAGGAGGAUUCAAAGGACGAUCCAGUUGAUUCUGAUGUUGAGGAUGAUGAUGAUGAUGAUACUGAUGAUGCUGAAGGAAAUGAGUCUGAUUCUGACACCAAAUCAGACGCAAGCAAAGACAGUGCUGAGAUAAAGGAAGAACCUGAGAAAGAUGUUCACGAUGAGCUGUAAGGCAAGAGCACUGCAAUAUUUUGCUGACAAUUUGGUUUGGAGAUAAAAGCGCCACAAGUGCUCUUAAAAAUUUUUCAUUUUUUUUUAAAUUUGUAGUCGUGUACGAGUUUCGUGUUAGAGGAAAAAGGAAUUGCAUGCUUCUGACUGAUGCGUUUUAAAAUGGUUUUAACUGUCUGAACAAAGAGGCAGAUGUUUUCUAUGAUCAGUAGAUUUUUCCAAUAGUUUGAACAAUUCAAGUUCCAAUGGUGUCAUAUGAUCAGUAGAUUUUUCCAAUAUUUGAACAAUUCAAGUUCUCAAUUGCAUCUUGCUUCAUUCCAAUGGUGUCAAUUGCAUCUUGCUUCAGUCUUUUCUUUAAUUCAUUUACUAGAAAUAAAAUAGGAACAAAAUGCCAGCCCCAAUCUUAUUGUU
Molecule: messenger RNA, 1836 nt
Organism: Durio zibethinus
Lineage: Eukaryota; Viridiplantae; Streptophyta; Magnoliopsida; Malvales; Malvaceae
Gene: CRT1A
Product: calreticulin 1a
Biological process (GO): protein folding; ERAD pathway
Cellular component (GO): endoplasmic reticulum; endoplasmic reticulum membrane
Molecular function (GO): calcium ion binding
Source: RefSeq, a predicted model, not a curated record